AGCUAGCGUGUAGCAAGUGAUAGCCUACUUCUGCCUUUCACUCAGUAUAAUUUCGAAAGCGAAAAAGUUUGCCGCAAAAGGGAAAUAGCGAGAAGUCUCAGCCGAAGAGCAUUUUAGCCGUCCUGUUCGGAAGCUUGGGUCCCGUUCCAACCGAAACAGCGCUCUCGAGAAGCGUUGGUGGCGGCUGAAGUGCAGCUGGAUGUGACAGGUUCGUCAUCAGAUCACUGACAGAAAGUGCCUUGUGAGACGACAUCCCUACUUGAAGAUCCCUGGGCGUUUCUGAAGAGCUCCAGAUUUUUCCCUCUACAGUCGUGACAGGACAUAGCUCAGCCACAAACACCCCUCACCUUUUGGUUUGUCCUUACAUGUGCUCAGUCUGAAGAAACCCCAAGUGAAGAGGUGGAGUUGCUACACUGCUGGCCAAGGUGCCAAAGCUCAGCUAGAGUAGGUACUGAGGACUCAAACAACAGAAACUUUAUGUUGUCCUAAACUGUGCCAUUGAACCUCAAAAUAGCACCACAUUUGCUCCCCAACAUCCACCCUUGCACAGAUAUCAUCACUCAUGCAAACAUUUUGGGGACAUUGGUACAACUAGUCGAGCUUGUCUCCGAGCAUGCCCCCUCUGCCUUGUCAGAGGUCCGCACCUGAGACUUACUGAUUGAUGAACAAUUAGCUGUUUGACUGACAAACUCCACAACAGCAGUGUAGUCCCAUGCUCCAGUCACAGAGACUUUGCCAGUCCAUUACCUCCACUUUCCCGUCUGCAAGGACAAACCUCCUCCGCUGACCUGAAGCAGAUCAUUUAUAGCUGCAUGUUCCAUCAGUUUUAGUUGUCGUGUCUUUUAUUUUUUUUUUUAACUGGAACACUCUGAAACAACUCCUCAGAGGAUAGCCUCCUCCUUAAACCAAGUGGCUCCACUCCACCCGUGCUCUACAGCCAGUGCUGCUGACAUGGCUCUAAACAUUGCCUCGAUACGGGACACAAAAUGGCUGACCCUGGAAGUGUGCCGGCAGUUUCAGAGAGGGACUUGUUCACGCAGUGAUGAGGAAUGCAAAUUUGCCCACCCACCCAAAAGCUGCCAGGUUGAGAAUGGAAGGGUUAUCGCCUGUUUUGACUCGUUAAAGGGUCGUUGCACGCGAGAGAACUGCAAAUACCUCCACCCGCCCGCUCACCUGAAGACCCAGCUGGAGAUAAAUGGGCGAAAUAACCUGAUCCAGCAGAAGACAGCGGCCGCCAUGUUGGCUCAACAGAUGCAGUUCAUGAUCCCCGGCACCACCAUGCAACCAGUGCAGACGUUUCCAGUCAGCCAGGGCCUGGGUUCCAGCGCAGGUUUGAGCUACACACCGUACCUGACUCCCAUGUCCCACAGCAUGGGCCUGGUGCCCACAGACAUCCUGCCCAGCACCCCCGUUAUCGUCCCUGGCAGCCCGCCUGUCUCCGUGACCGCCGGCUCUUCCUCCAACCAGAAACUGCUGCGUACCGACAAGCUGGAGGUUUGCCGCGAGUUCCAGCGGGGCAACUGCGCUCGCGGAGAGACCGACUGCCGCUUCGCCCACCCGAGCGACAGCCCCAUGAUCGAUACCAGCGACAACACGGUCACCGUCUGCAUGGACUACAUCAAGAGCCGCUGCUCCCGUGAGAAGUGCAAGUACUUCCAUCCCCCGGCUCACCUGCAGGCCAAGAUUAAGGCCGCUCAACACCAGGCCAACCAGACAGCUGUGGCUGCGCAAGCCGCCGCCACAGCUGCAGCCAUGACUCAGUCGACUGCCAAAGCAAUGAAGCGACCCCUCGAGGCAACUGUAGACCUGGCGUUCCCCCACGGCGUCCUCCAGCCCCUACCAAAGAGACCAGCACUUGAGAAGAGCAACGGAGCGAGCUCCCUGUUCAACCCCAGUGUUUUGCACUACCAGCAGGCGCUGGCCAACGCACAGCUCCAGCAGCCCGCUUUCUUUCCCACAGGGUCAGUCUUGUGCAUGACUCCUGCUAGCAGUCUUGUCCCAAUGAUGUACAGUGCUACGCCUGCUACUGUCUCUGCAGCAACAACUCCUGCCACAAGUGUCCCCUACGCAGCAACAGCACCAGCCAAUCAGAUCAUCCUGAAGUAAGUGUCAGGAAGGGAACGGAGUGUCACGAAGCUGCACUAGGAAACCCAAAACAGCCCCUGUGUAAAUACUACCUUACCUCUCCCAUAGAGGUCCAGCAACCUGCAUGCUAAGAGUGUAACACUUCAAUUUAACCGUAAGAACUGCAGUGCCGGUGUAACACACACAAAAUAAAAAGAUAUAUACUGUAUGUGUUGCUAGAAAAAACUAUUAACAUGAAAAAGUAAAAAAUAUUCUUAUGUAUAGUACUACAUGCAUAGCAAACACACUAUAGAAGUCAUUUUAACAACUGUUCUCCCAAAGUACCGUGGAUCCCCUCUCUUUCAUAUUUAUUCUAAAAACCUCCGCACAAUGUUCAUCCCUUUGGUUCGGAAAAAAAGAUGCUCGAUUUGCACUAUGCGAAAACUAUAGUGCUUAAUGUUGAAGUGGAAUACAGGAAGAGUCACUGAAAAACCCGUGCACAACCACACCAACGCACUCGGUGCUUUCAAGUGGGUUUUCGCCUCACGGUCUUUGCUUUUCUCUCUACAAAGUUGAAUGUCCUUGGGGCAGACAGGCUCAUGUUUUCUUAAUGUGACUGUCCCUGCGAGGGUACCUCUGUGACCCCCAUCUGCCCCAGAUGCUGUUAAGAUGCCAUGAUGAAGCUUAUCCUCCCCUCCCCCUGCCAACUUUUCAUCUCCGGAAACAUCUUGCCAAAGUCGCAGCUUGGAAGAGGUCGGUGGAAGCAACCUGCCGGAAAGCAGAGCCACAUUUUAACACCCCGAUAAAAUGUUUAUUUUUUUCCCUCUCUCUCUCUUUUGCCAUUGUGAAAGCUGCUCCGAGCGCACCCUUUAUUUGUUUUGGUGCUGGGUUCAGUUCUUUGUUCGGGAGGAGUGGUGGGAUAGAUUGUGCACGGAUUUUUGCAUGUAGUCGGGACUGGGGAAGACAGUGCCCAGUGUUGACAGAAGAUAGUCGUGGCCAUUACCGAAAAGCCUAAAGGCUCAGGUCUGUGCCAAGGGCUUAACAAAGCGCGAGGGUUCGUUCCAGACAUACCAAGCCUUGUGAGUGUGUGUGCAUGUGUGUUCGUACCUGGAGACUGAUGGUCUGCCGGCAGACUGGGACUUGAAGCGAGGUCUAGCAGGUGAUGACAACACCAGGCCUGGUAGGAGACAGGUGAGGGCGGGUGAGGGACUUAAGUGCUAAGACUAAACAAAAAAAAAACAAACAAAAACAAACAAAAAAAACGGUGCAUUUGACGACGCUCGUCAAGCAAAAGAUGACUUGAA
Molecule: messenger RNA, 3368 nt
Organism: Chelmon rostratus (copperband butterflyfish)
Lineage: Eukaryota; Metazoa; Chordata; Actinopteri; Chaetodontiformes; Chaetodontidae
Gene: mbnl2
Product: muscleblind-like splicing regulator 2
Exons: 10
Coding region: 952-2106 (384 amino acids)
Molecular function (GO): metal ion binding
Source: RefSeq, a predicted model, not a curated record